Molecule: messenger RNA, 5160 nt
Organism: Ictalurus punctatus (channel catfish)
Lineage: Eukaryota; Metazoa; Chordata; Actinopteri; Siluriformes; Ictaluridae
Exons: 2
Coding region: 411-4553 (1380 amino acids)
Biological process (GO): DNA integration
Molecular function (GO): zinc ion binding; nucleic acid binding
Source: RefSeq, a predicted model, not a curated record
UAGAUGAUUGUCAAGAAAACCAAAAGCCGUUACAAAAACUUCCUGACUGGGCAACAACUCGCUGGAACUGGUACGUCACUAAAGCACUAGAUGAAGGGAAGCCAUAUCCUGCCUUUAAGGAGUUCUCAGACUUUGUAGCCGAAGAGGCACGUGUUGCUUGCAAUCCAGUUUCUUCUCUUUUUGCAUUAAAACAAGCAGAUGAGAAAAAUGGAAAGGAACAGAAGCGCCUCAAAGCCAGCACUCUAGCAACGUCAACAAAGGUGUUUCAAGGAUCAAGCUUCACUUCAAAGGACUCAAGUGCAUCAGGAAGUUCUACAACCAACUCUCCUGCCACUCAAAACAAAAGACAAAUAGAUUGUGUGUGCUGUCAACAAAAUCACUUUAUUUAUAAAUGUGAAAAGUUUGCAGCGAUGCCUCUAGAGGAAAAGAAAAAAAUUGUCAUUAGCAACAAUAUGUGCUUCGGGUGCCUCAGAGUCGGACAUGUUGCAAAAAAUUGCAGAAAGAGGGCUACUUGCAAUAUUUGUAGACAAAGUCAUCCAUCUCCACUUCACGAAGAACGCCCUGUAGGAGAAAAGCUAGAAGCAUUACCACAAAAGGACAAUUCUUCCAUUGCCUUAUGCACCGUGAGAAUGGACAAUGGUGAUCGCACUUCCAUGAUUGUUCCAGUGUGGCUCUCUAGUGCGGCCAAGAAUAGUCCAGAGACUUUAGUGUAUGCAUUACUGGACACACAGAGUACCAGUACCUUCAUUGACCAUGAUGUCUGUGGAAAAAUUCAAGCGCACACAGAACCUGUCAAACUGAAGUUGUCAACAAUGACUGACAAGAGUUCAAUACUGAAUUGUCACAGAGUUGUUGGACUGAAGGUGAGAGGGUACAAUUUACAAGAGUACAUUGAGCUACCUCCAGCAUACACUCAAGAAUACAUCCCACUAGAGAAGAAUAGCAUUCCCACUCGUGAAACAGCAGCAGGGUGGACUCACCUUCUGAGCAUAGCCGAAGAGAUGCCAGAUCUGUUGAACUGUCCUGCAGGACUUCUGAUUGGCUAUGACUGUGCACGGGCUCUGAAACCAAAAGCAGUGAUAUCAGGGGAAGAGUAUGAACCUUAUGCAGUCAAGACAGAUUUAGGCUGGAGUAUAGUUGGAGCCAAAAUGCCUUGCACUGACAUAAGGGAUGGCGAAGGGUUCUGCCAUCGUAUCUCUGUGAAAGAACUUCCACCUAUCACACCUGCCUCUGUGAUCAAAGCAUUAGAGAGAGAUUUUCUUGACACAAAUCCAAGAGAAAGGACAAUAUCCCAAGAUGACAUUCAAUUUCUGCAUCUCUUGAAUGUGAAAAUUCAAUAUAACGAAGAGGGACAUCUGGAGAUGCCUCUACCAUUUAGAAAGCGUCCUCAGCUUCCAAAUAACAAGCAGCUGGCUACAGUCAGAUUGAAACAUUUAAAAGGAAAAAUGGAAAAGAGUCCAAAGUACAAGGAAGAUUAUAUCAAAUUCAUGGACAAGGUCUUUAGAGAUGGUGAUGCAGAAGAAACAAAUGCCACCACAAAGGAAGGCAACACAUGGUACAUUCCGCACCAUGGGGUGUAUCAUCCUAGGAAGCCUGAGAAGAUUAGGGUCGUAUUUGACUGCUCUGCCAAAUGUGAAGGCACCUCUCUGAAUGACCACCUCCUCACAGGACCUGAUCUAACAAAUACUCUGACUGGAGUGCUGUGUAGAUUUCGCCAGCAUCAGAUCGCGAUUAAUUGCGAUGUUGAGAAAAUGUUUCACCGCUUCCACGUAACCCCAGAAGAUCGGGAUUUCUUGAGGUUCCUGUGGUGGGAAAAUGGGAACACCGCAAGAGAGCCCAAAGAAUACCGGAUGCGAGUUCACAUAUUUGGAGCAGCAUCAUCGCCUGGAUGUGCUAACUAUGGCAUGAAAUACCUCGCCAGCAAAUAUGAGAAUGAUUACCCAUUGGCUGCAGUCUUCAUCCGGAAAAAUUUCUAUGUGGAUGAUGGGCUUAUCAGUGUCGAUUCAGUUCAAAGAGCCAACCAGCUUGUGAAUGAAGCACGGGAAGUCUUUAGUAAAGGACAGCUGCGCUUACACAAAUUUGUCUCUAACAACAGAAAGGUUUUGGAUGCAAUUCCAGAGAGUGAACGGGCAAGUGCAGUGAAGGAUGUGGACCUGAACUACAGCGAGCUUCCAAUGCAGAGUGUGCUGGGAGUGAAGUGGAGCAUAGAGACGGAUGCGUUCUCAUUCAAUGUCGUCCUCAAUGAAAAGGCAGCCACCCGGCGAGGAAUCCUAUCAACGGUAGCUAGUGUAUACGACCCAUUAGGAUUUCUCUCUCCCUACAUCUUGACUGGGAAAAGAGUGCUGCAAGAGAUGUGCAAACGAGGUGUAGGAUGGGAUGAACAUGUUCCCCUUGAACUGAAGCCAAAGUGGGAAAAAUGGCUCCAUGACCUGGAAAAUCUUGAGAAAAUUCAAAUACCAAGAUGCUUCAUUCCUGAUCACCUCAGCACAAUACGAAAAAUUGAGCUGCAUCAUUUUUCAGAUGCCAGCAACAAUGGCUAUGGGCAAUGUUCUUAUAUCAGGAUUCUUGCUGAUGAACAAGUACAUUGUGCAUUAGUCAUGGGUAAGGCCAGAGUGGCACCCACAAGGGUGGUCAGCAUUCCACGCCUUGAGCUCACUGCAGCUACAGUCUCUGCCGCUAUGAGUAGUGUCCUUAGAGAAGAGCUGGAGCUGAAGAUAGACCAGGAGUUUUUCUGGACUGAUUCACAGGUGGUGCUCGGGUACAUCAAGAAUGACGCCCGACGCUUUCAUGUUUUUGUAGCAAAUCGUGUCCAGAAAAUAAGAGACACUACUGAUCCUAGUCAGUGGUUCUACGUCGAAACAAGCCAGAAUCCAGCCGACCACGCAUCUAGGGGUCUCAAGGUGGCAGAACUAAUAGAAUCAAAUUGGCUCAGAGGACCAAAGUUCUUAUGGGAACAAGAAAUUGUUUUUAGCCAAAGAUCCCCAGAGCUUCUUGUAGGUGACCCAGAGGUCAAAGUCCUGAAAACAGAUGCUGUUGAAAGAGACAGCUUCCUCCAUAGGCUGUCAAGACUCUCAGAUUGGAAUACAACCCUCAACAUUAUUGCUCGGAUUCAGAGACUGGCACACAAAGACAGGUCUGGACCCAUUAGUGUAGAGGAACGAAGAGGAGCCGCUCUUGUGCUCAUCAGAGCAGCACAAAGAGAAGCCUUUGAAAAGGAGCUGAAAUUGUUUAGUCAGGAAUCCACAAAGCUACCAAAAACUCACAAGAUGUAUCAACUUGACCCUAUCUUUCAGAAUGGAUUGCUCAGGGUUGGUGGCAGGUUGAGAAUGUCCUCCGCAUCAGUUGAGUUGAAACAUCCAGUUAUCCUUCCUAAGGAAGGCAUUGUCACACAGCUUAUACUUGACCACUGUCACAAAAGGACUCAGCACCAAGGCCGAGGUCAAACCUUGAAUGAGCUCAGAGCCAGCGGAUAUUGGAUAAUAGGUGCAAGCAAGGUAGUGGCCAAGCACAUCAAGAGUUGUGUCACUUGCAGAAAGGUGCGUGGACGGACUGAAGAACAGCGAAUGGCAGACUUGCCUGUUGACCGAGUAGAUCCAUCUCCUCCAUUCUUGUACACCGGAAUUGACUGUUUCGGGCCAUUUAACACGAAACAAGGUCGAAAGGAAUUCAAGCGGUAUGGUCUGUUGUUCACAUGUCUAAGCUGCAGGGCCAUCCACUUAGAAAUGUUGGAGGAUCUCACAACAGACGCAUUUUUGAAUGCUUUGAGAUGCUUCAUAGCAAUUAGAGGAGCGGUAAGACAAAUCCGAUCUGACCAAGGUACUAAUUUCCUUGGAGCAAAGAAUGAGUUGGAGAGAGGUCUAAUGGAACUUGACAAGGAAAGGAUUUCAACUUACCUUGCAAGAAAGCAAUGUGACUUCCUGAUGAAUGUGCCUGAAGCAAGCCACAUGGGAGGCAUUUGGGAACGCCAAAUACGGACGGUUAGGAGCGUGAUGAGUUCUGUUCUGGCACAGGCUAAAGGGAGACUGGAUGACACCUCUUUGAGGACAUUCUUCUAUGAAGCCAUGUCAAUUGUUAACAGUCGUCCACUCACAACAAACACAAUCAAUGAUCCUAAAGGUGUUGAACCUUUGACACCUAACCAUUUGCUCACAAUGAAGUCCAUUGUGCCCCUCGCGCCUCCAGGCAAAUUUGUCUGGGAAGAUUUGUAUGCCAAGAAGAGGUGGCGUAGAGUGCAGUACCUCUCGGAACAAUUCUGGAGCAGGUGGCGCAAGGAAUACCUGGCCAGCAUAAGCCUCAGACAACAGUGGCAUGUGCCCAGAAGAAAUGUGCAAGUUGGGGAUGUCGUUAUUGUCAAGGAUGACAAUAUUCCCAGAAAUGAGUGGAAGCUAGCCAGAGUUGUUGAGGCAAGGGCAGAUGGUGAUGGUCUUGUGCGAAAGGUCAAAAUUCAAAUAGGACAAAGUAAUUUAGGAAAGAAAGGUGAGCGCAUAACGCAACUUUCUUCACUUGAGCGUCCAGUUCAAAAAUUAGUGGUGCUAGUGGAGCAGAAUUCAUAGACUAGUAUCCUAAAACAUUAAACAGGAAAUAUUAAACUUUCAGACUAAGCUGUUCAAAACCAAGUAUCAAAAAUUACUUGCUAAAUGUAUAGGAAAAUUACACGAUUUAUUCAGUUUAUUCAGAAUAUGGUUAACAUAAAUCUUUGUAAUUUUGGUGGCAGUGUAGCUGUCGCUGAAAGCAUGUAUGUGUCAUUUCUUUCUUUAAGCCUUUAAAGUAUUUAUUUGUUAUGUUAUUAUUACAAUAAUGCACUGUAAAUAUUAAUAGUAAUUUGCCUAUGUGAGUUUUGUUUUACAAGGGUUGCAGAAAUAGUGACACCUACAGGUUAAACUAGUGAGCUGCAUUUAAUUUAAGUUACUGUGGUCAUGUGAUUAGCCUAACUAAUAGCAGUGCAAAAAUGUGCAUGCAGUUUGUUGGUGCUACGCUGUACACGGAGUUAGAUGCUAAAGAAGAGAAUAAUUAAACAGUAAAGCGUUACAGCAACUCCUAGAUUUCUGGUCGGAAGGCGCACACGGACCCAGAAGCACAGAAAAGGAAGGAUCAGAGGGAGGAGCCAGGAGAAAGAGGUCCGACCUCCUCACCAGUGAGACACACUGAGAUUUUACACAC